CAGGUAUUGCUUCAACACUACUGCGCAUGAUUCGAAACCCUUCUGUGAUGCUUAUUUCAUUGUUUGGGAUUUUGUGUGUUUUUAACGUAUCUGGAAAGUUAGCAUUUUUACCCAAAUACUACGAGACUCAAUUCGGGUGGCCUGCAUGGCAAGCAAAUAUUGUAAUCGGUGCAACUUAUAUCUCAAUGUUUUUGCUCGGUAUUAUCAUCAGUGGUGCUGUGACGAGCUACUUCAAACUCAGUAUUCCAGGAAGCUACCGCAUGAGCGUUCUAGUUCUCCUAUUACAUGUGUGUUUAUCGUGGUUAGCCUACAACCUCACUUGCCCCAAAUUGGACAUAGUUAAAACAUACGAAUCCAGUCAAAGAAACCUAGCAGUUAACGAGAUCGGAUAUAACCCGCAGCAUUACUGUUUGGAUUGUGAAUGCUCAGAAGAUGACUACAGUUUACUUUGUGGUGAAGAUGGUCAAAACUACAGAUCCGCAUGCCAUGCUGCUUGUCAGUACCUUGAUACGCGCACUUUUCAAUAUUCCAACUGCUCGUGCGUUGGUGGAAAUAAAACAGCUCAUUUUGGUGCAUGCCCAACUAACUGUAAGGCCGGUUUAUACUUAACAAUAUUAAACUCAAUACAUUCAAUAUUAGUAGGCCUGACAACCAGUCCGCAUAUAAUCAUCUUAAUGAGGUGUGUUUUGGAUUCAGAUAAAUCGAUGGCCAUUUCAGUCACUACAUUUAUGUGUUCAGUUUUCGGUUUUUUCCCGGGUCCGCCAUUGUUUGGUCUCAUUGUUGACAAUACCUGCACCAUCUGGAAUUAUCUGCCAUGUAAUGGAGGAAGGGGUUACUGUAAAACUUAUGACAUCGAUAAAUUUAGGAUUCGCUUCUUCUCUCUUUUGGGAACCAUUGACUUACUUGGCUUCUUGUCCAUCUUCUUAGCAGCAAUAAUUUCUCAUUGUUCUAGAAAGAAAGCUAAGAAAUCUAAAAAUCUAGCUAUCCAGAACUGAUAUCGAAUUACUUCACUUCAGUUCAUCUGUAAUCCGUAAUGGAAAAAAAAUCCCCUAAAAUUCUUUAAUUAGAAUUAUUUAUUAUUAAUUAACUAAUAUAGCAUUAACAUUCUAACAUUCCGUGUAAUUGCUUAGGUGAAGAAAAAAACGUGAACAACUCUGUAAUAUGAUCUGUUUAUUGCCUAACGUAAACAAUGUAACAUCAUUGAAUCCGUUAACUAACAGGAUAAUCCCUUCUAUUAUGGAUACUCCUACGCCCACCUUCUGGAAGGGGGAGUAGUCGAUUACAUUGAUCCCAGUAUUUGACUGGUACUUAUUUCAUCGGCCCCGAAAAGAUGAAAGGCAAAGUCGACCUCGGCAGCAUAUGAACUCAGAACGUAAAACCUGAAGAAAUGUUGCUAAACAUUUCGUCCGGCGUGCAAAAGAUCCUGAUAGCUCGCCGCCUUAUUAACUAAUACAAUAAAGAAUACCUUACAAGGGUGGCUAAUUACCAUACAGAAAGGCAUUUAAAGAAUCUCUACGAGCCUCAGUGGGUGCGUCUAUAUGAUCAUUUGACCAACUAGAAAUAGCAAGCAAAUCCCACUUUACUGUCUUAAAAAUAUGAAGGACACAUUGGUUAACCUAAUCUAUCUUAGAUAUGUGUGGAUACGAUAUGUCUGAAUAUGAAGAGAUGUGAGGAAUAUAGCUGGAGAUCAUUUGAUUACAGAUACAUUGCAUUUUUAAAAUUCCGUAUACGCAGUUCAAGCAGUAUUUAAUUAAGAUACCCAUGUCUAUCAUACUUAAUGCAUAAACUCGCUCGAUAAGCUAGUUAUUACAGUAUUUGUCCUGAAAUAACAACUCCUGAAUGACCAUGGGAUUGCAGACUUUUAGAACCUUUUUUAAGGCGCGUACUCGCAGCCAGCCGCAUGCACGGACGAAAAUUAGUCAUCUCUGAUAUAGGAAGUGAAUAAAAUAGUCACUAAUGCUACGAACAGCUUCCUAGCGGAAUUUAAGUCCAGUAUUAUUAAUUGAGGCAGUAUUUAAUUAAGAUGGCCACUUAUGCAACAUAUUUAAUGUAUAUAUAUAUAUGGUUAAUAGGCCAGUCACUGCAGUAUUUGCUUUGAAGGCCGAAAUGCAUCUGGUACUCUCGCAGGCUACUGCUGAAACAAAUUUUCGUCUCGUUUUGAUAUUUAUUGUGCUUUUAACACAGCGAGUUCAUAGGAGAUAUUAUCUUAAAAGAAAUAUUGUAGCAACUAGCCGAUUGACAGUAUGUAUCGAAUAUGCAUGAUACACUGAUUGCUAUAUACAAUAACUAUUUAUUUUUUCAAGUAGUUUACUUGGAUAUAGUGGCAGUCUAUAUUUUUUAGGAUAUACUGUUAUAGAUCGAUACACUUGACUAUUCAUAGUUAUAUGUUAGAUAUUCGUGACGAAAGCAGUGUUGAUACUAAAUAGAAAUUUUUAUAUCCUGCUUUAUGUGGAUGUACUGUAAAAACGCGGUAAUACUGCUAUUUGCAACACCAGUGUCUGAUUUGUCACUAUUUUUCUAUUUAUCAAUGGAAGCUGCGGUAGUAGUAGAUAUCUCCUACUGGUGAAGUACAAACGCUCAGAUAUCACGUGAUCUAGCAGUUUUGACACCGAUGCUGGACAACUUUUGUCAGCUACCGAUAUUUCUGUACUUUUAAGCACUAAACGUCUGUACAAUAUGCUCUCCAAAAUUUAAUACUCAGUAUUACAGCAUUCUUACAAUACAUUCAUAUUAAGUUGGACAUAAAGAUUGCUAUAAUUAUAUAUAUUUCUAAAGACUUGAGACAGCAUGUAGGGGAGAAAAGCAGCUUUAUAUUAUAUAAGUUAUCCUUUAAGUUUCGAUAUGUGGAGGCGCAAUGGCCCAGUGGUUAGGGUAGCAGACUCGCGGUCAUAGGAUCGCGGUUUCGAUUCCCAGAGCGGGCGUUGUGAGUGUUUAUUGAGCGAAAACACCUAAAGUUCCACGAGGCUCCGGCAGGGGAUGGUGGUGAACCCUGCUGUACUCUUUCACCACAACUUUCUCUCACCUUUUCUUCCUGAUUCUGUUGUGCCUGUAAUUCAGAGGGUCAGCCUUGUCAUACUCUGUGUUACGCUGAAUAUCCCCGAGAACUACUUUUAGGGUACACGCGUGUGUGGAGU
This is a messenger RNA of Octopus bimaculoides (California two-spot octopus), 3134 nucleotides long. Its product is annotated as solute carrier organic anion transporter family member 2A1. The record is from RefSeq and is a predicted model, not a curated record. Gene Ontology annotation, biological process: sodium-independent organic anion transport; transmembrane transport. Lineage: Eukaryota; Metazoa; Mollusca; Cephalopoda; Octopoda; Octopodidae. Gene Ontology annotation, cellular component: basolateral plasma membrane. Gene Ontology annotation, molecular function: protein binding.